Molecule: messenger RNA, 1081 nt
Organism: Theobroma cacao (cacao)
Lineage: Eukaryota; Viridiplantae; Streptophyta; Magnoliopsida; Malvales; Malvaceae
Biological process (GO): shoot system development; root development
Source: RefSeq, a predicted model, not a curated record
AACCUGGCAAGGGGACAUUGCAUAGACAUUGCCGAGAUAGCAUAUAAGCACAAAUCCAGAAAAUAUUUGAUGUUUGAUGAGGUUGAGGUUCCUCAUAACUCACCUGAUAUAUAAUGUGCAGAUGCUGAAUGGAGAGACAAAAUGGCUUCUCCCCUUAACCCAAUGGCUAGUUCACACGCUCGUUCUAUCAGCUUGCCCUCUCGAUCACACCCCACAGUUCCUCGAAUUGAGGAGCUUCUUUGCCGGUUAAGGCCCGUUAAUAUUACCUCUUUGUCAUUGUCUGAAAUUGACUGCAAACUCAGUGGCCUAAGAGAUUUGCUUGAUUCUUUUGAUAAGUUCUUGUUAUUGCCACAGACACAGCAAGCCUUUUCCCGAGAAUGCAAUGAAAAAUGGGCUGAUGAAUUGCUAGAUGGACUCCUCUUGCUACUGGAUGUCUGUGGCACUGCUAAGGAUGUCUUGUCACAGGCCAAAGAACACGUACAAGAUCUUCAAUCGAUGCUGCGAAGAAGACGGGCAGAUGAAUUUGAGAUUGCAAAGGAGGUUGGAGAGUACUUGGGCUCCAGGAAGAAGGCAAAGAAGCUGAUUCACAAGGUCUUAAAGGAUUUGAAGACUAAACGGACCUGCUCUCCUUCAGACAAAGGGAAUGACACCUUGGCCAUGGCAAACAUGGCAAGACUGAUUCAAGGAGUUACUCUCACCACACUCCAAUCUUUGCUGUUCUACGUAUCUGGAUUGAAGCCACAAUCGAAGCUCAGCAGCUGGGCCUUAGUUUCUAAUUUGAUGCGCUCGAAACAUGUAGCCUGCAUUGAAGAAGCAGUGGAAAGCAAUGAAUUUGAGAAGGUGGAUGCUGCAUUGCAAAUUCUGUUUGGUCAUAAAACGAAGAAAUCUAGUAACGUGCGCAUUGAGAAUGUGCAAACCGACUUGGGGAAAUUGGAGUUGAGCGUUGAAGAUCUUGAACAAGAACUAGAAUGCUUGCACAGGGGUUUGAUUAAAGCCAGAGUGUCCCUUCUUAACAUCCUUAAUCACUAGUCAGAAGAAAACCUUCAAAUCAGUUCAUUCUUGCACAGAAUUGCAAGAAAUG